Molecule: messenger RNA, 1247 nt
Organism: Beta vulgaris subsp. vulgaris (sugar beet)
Lineage: Eukaryota; Viridiplantae; Streptophyta; Magnoliopsida; Caryophyllales; Amaranthaceae
Exons: 5
Coding region: 129-1247 (372 amino acids)
Source: RefSeq, a predicted model, not a curated record
CAUAUCUAACCUUUGUUUAUAUUUGUGUGUUUCAGGCAUCUCGUGAGAAAAAUAGCGCGAAUGCAAAAGCUAGGAAGCACUAUCACCAUCUGGGUGCUCAGUCGUAUGGUCAGGUGAGAGAAUCGUGGAUGUACAACCAUUACCCCACGAUUGCGUCGACCACGGCAUCGGGCACUAGCUCUACGACAACAGUUGCACAUCGGCAACCAGAUAGAGCGCUCGAUUGGUGGUGUUCCAUGCAUGGGGUUGAUGCAAAGGGACAGAGAGUCAUACCUGAUCCCGCAACAAAACAGAUAGCUAAUGCCAUUAUUGGCUUGAAGGAAAAGGAGGUAACUGGUGAGUUCACUCCUAGAGGACAAGUUGAUGCCUUACACGAGACUCUAGGACGGGACCAAUAUGGACGUGUAAGGGGCGUAGGAGGUGUCCGCCUCGGGGUCAGAAAGGUGUAUGGUGAUCAAUACACCUCUACGUCAAGAUCCAGUGCCUCUAGUGUCAAUUCAUCACCUUCCAUAGAUGUGGAGGCUAUGAAAGCCCAUCUUCGGGAGGAGCUCAGAGAGAUGGUCAUGGUAGUUUCAUUAUCGUGGCUUAAAGGAAGGGACCGGGUACGAUUGCACAACCAGCCAGUCGCUGAUAUUCACUAUGUGGUCAGCGUUUCAGACAUUGUGCCCGGUUUCGAAGCAUUUCCUCUUCCGCUGCCGAACGCAGGAGUUGGUGUACAGUUAUUGUCUGAUGCCCUUGGCAGUUAUAUUCUAUGGCCGCGUGCAUUGGUGCGGUUAUCAGAUCAGGCCGACAGGAAGGGAAAGAAGGUAGCUUCACCUCAGGGAGGCCGACGUGCCCAAGUGGAGAAAAUAAAUGUUUCUACGGCAAAGUCUCCACUCAUUACGGAUAUGGAGGUGGUGCAAGGCCUUACUCAACCAUGCUUCUGGCUACAUGAGUGCGUUAGCGAUGCAGACAAUGAAGCAAUGAUUGAGAUUAAGUUGUCGGACCACAAAUUCCACUACAUUGAGGAAACAUCGACCUUCAUUUCUAAGGUUGAUAUUAAAGAAUUCUUACUUGAGGAAGAGUUGAAUGUUUCCAUGAUACAAACAUUCAUGAGGCUAUUAUACAAUGAUUUGAGGCAAUCUAGUCAGCCAAUGUUUGGUUGGUUAUGUCCAAGCUUUGUACGAGAUAACAGUUGCGUACAAAACGAAAAGGAGGUGAAAGCAUAUCUCAAGGAUUCUUUGAACGCAUGUUCUCGUAGUGGAUAA